CAAACUUGUGGAUUUGUGAAUGAGACGUCAUUGCUACUUUUUGUGAAAUUGUGGUCUCUUGCAUUUUAUCGCUUUUCCGUGGAACAUCGUGAGCAAUUUUAAUUGAAUUUGCAGUGAAAGUGUUAAGUAAGGGUUCUGUGACUAGAAGAAAAAGAAAUUUUGAAGAAAGUCAAGUCAGUUCGGUAAAAAUGGGUCCUCCGAAGAGAGGCAACAAGAGAGACUCCAAGAACUUUUCCGACAAAUUUGCCAAGAAAAAACGUGCCGAGGAUGAAGCAUACACUGCCCUCGUGGAGAAUGACGAUGACACGCAGGAGGCUGAUUUUAUCCCAGGGGCAGCCACGAAGAAUGCCGAGAAGAAUGAUGAUGCCAUCCAGGAAGAUGAAUAUGGGGCAAAAGAUUACCGUUCCCAGAUGGAAUUGAAGAUUGAUCACAAUUCUCGACCUCUAUGGGUGGCUCCCAAUGGGCACAUUUUUGUAGAAUCCUUCUCUCCGGUCUACAAAGUGGCACAUGACUUCCUAAUUGCAAUCUCUGAGCCUGUUUGUCGUCCGGAACACAUUCACGAGUACAAAUUGACAGCUUACAGUUUGUAUGCGGCUGUAUCCGUGGGACUGCAGACUCAUGAUAUCAUUGAGUACCUCAAUCGCCUGAGUAAGACCAGUGUCCCGAAGGGUAUUGUGGAAUUUAUUCAGCUGUGUACUCUGUCGUACGGAAAGGUGAAAUUGGUGCUGAAGCACAAUAAGUAUUUUGUGGAGAGUUCAUUUCCGGAUGUACUGCAGAAACUUCUGAAGGAUCCUACUAUUCAGCAGUGUCGUUUAAAGAGGCUGGAUACCGAGACAGAUGAUGGAUUUUUGACACAGGUUCAGGAAAAGAAAGGAAUAACGACAUUUGGAACGAAAUUGCCAGCAGUUGCUGAUGCUGCGCAGCAAGGAACUGAUCCCAAGACUCAGACUGGGACCAACAAUGGUGAGAAUGCUGUUCCGGAAGACAUCACGAAUUACUACGAGAAGAUAGACAAUGAGGAUGAGGAGGAGGAUGUAAAUCUGACAACUGUGAGUUUUGAGGUGAAUCAGGAGAAGAUUGAAGUGCUCCAGAAGCGCUGUAUUGAGAUUGAGCAUCCAUUGCUGGCAGAGUAUGAUUUCCGGAAUGAUACAGUCAAUGCAGAUAUCAAUUUGGAUUUGAAACCAGGAGCCGUGUUGAGGCCGUAUCAGGAGAAAAGUUUAAGGAAGAUGUUUGGGAAUGGAAGGGCCAGAUCAGGAGUCAUUGUUCUGCCCUGUGGAGCAGGAAAGAGUCUUGUGGGAGUGACAGCAGUGUGUACAGUGAGGAAGAGAGCCCUUGUGCUGUGCAACAGUGGAGUGAGUGUUGAACAGUGGAAGCAGCAGUUUAAAAUGUGGUCAACAGCUGACGAUAGCAUGAUCUGUCGUUUUACGUCAGAUGCAAAGGAUAAGCCUAUGGGCUGUGGCAUCCUCAUCACGACGUACAGCAUGAUCACGCAUACACAAAAACGCAGCUGGGAAGCUGAACAGACCAUGAGAUGGCUGCAAGAUCAAGAAUGGGGCAUCAUGGUACUGGAUGAAGUGCACACAAUUCCAGCCAAAAUGUUCCGCAGAGUUCUCACCAUUGUGCAGAGUCACAGCAAACUCGGUCUAACAGCCACACUUCUCCGUGAAGAUGACAAAAUUGCCGAUCUCAACUUCCUGAUUGGACCCAAACUGUACGAAGCCAAUUGGCUGGAACUCCAAAAGGAGGGCUUUAUUGCCAAAGUCCAAUGCGCAGAAGUCUGGUGCCCCAUGACAUCAGAAUUCUACAGGGAAUACCUCCUGUGCCAGACGUCCAAAAAAAUGCUGCUGUACGUGAUGAAUCCCAAUAAAUUCCGAGCUACGCAAUUUCUCAUUCGCUACCACGAACGCCGCGGCGACAAAACCAUCGUGUUCAGUGAUAAUGUCUUUGCCCUCAAGCACUAUGCCAUCAAGAUGAAUAAACCCUACAUCUAUGGACCAACUUCUCAGAAUGAACGUAUCCAGAUUCUACAGAAUUUCAAGUUCAACAGCAAAGUCAAUACGAUUUUCGUGAGCAAAGUCGCGGAUACCAGUUUCGAUUUGCCAGAAGCCAAUGUCCUCAUCCAAAUAUCCUCGCACGGAGGCUCAAGGCGACAGGAGGCUCAGCGUCUGGGACGUAUUCUGCGAGCCAAAAAAGGCGCCUUUGCCGAAGACUACAAUGCCUUUUUCUACACGCUCGUCUCCCAGGACACCCUCGAGAUGAGCUACUCACGCAAGAGGCAGCGAUUCCUCGUAGACCAGGGCUACAGCUACAAGGUCAUCACGCAUCUGGAGGGCAUGGAAGGGGACAAUGAGCUAUUCUACAAGACUCGAGAGGAACAAGGCAAUCUUCUGCAGCAAGUUCUAGCAGCUUCGGAUAUCGACUGUGAGGAUGAGAGGGUGCCUGGAGAGGGAGGCCCCAGUGGCUCACGAAUGGGCAUGACCAAGAGAGUUGGUGGCCUUAGUUCCAUGUCUGGUGGAGAUGAUGCUGUCUACUAUGAAUUCAAGAAGAAGAAUGCCCAUCAGCAUCCGCUUUUCAAGAAAUUCCGCGGCUAAUUUUUCAGUAAUAAAAAGUUUAUUUGAAAAA
Phlebotomus papatasi is the source of this 2622-nucleotide messenger RNA. It is a transcript of the gene hay, whose product is annotated as general transcription and DNA repair factor IIH helicase subunit XPB. The record is from RefSeq and is a predicted model, not a curated record. The transcript has a single exon. Lineage: Eukaryota; Metazoa; Arthropoda; Insecta; Diptera; Psychodidae. Gene Ontology annotation, biological process: transcription initiation at RNA polymerase II promoter; nucleotide-excision repair. Gene Ontology annotation, molecular function: DNA binding; ATP binding; 3'-5' DNA helicase activity. Bases 189 to 2591 code for a protein of 800 amino acids. Gene Ontology annotation, cellular component: transcription factor TFIIH holo complex; transcription preinitiation complex; nucleotide-excision repair factor 3 complex.